CCCUCCGCGCCGGGCGGCCCCGGGCGGCGGCGGCGGCGGCGCUGACAGCCCGCCCGGAGCACCGGGGGCGGCUGCGGCCACCAUGUCCUCCCCCAGCCCGGGCAAGAGGCGGAUGGACACCGACGUGGUCAAGCUUAUUGAGAGCAAACAUGAAGUCACAAUCUUAGGAGGACUCAAUGAAUUUGUUGUGAAGUUUUAUGGACCACAAGGAACACCAUAUGAAGGUGGAGUAUGGAAAGUUAGAGUCGACCUUCCUGAUAAAUACCCUUUCAAAUCCCCGUCUAUAGGAUUCAUGAAUAAAAUUUUCCAUCCCAACAUCGACGAAGCGUCAGGAACUGUAUGUCUAGAUGUAAUCAAUCAAACUUGGACAGCUCUCUACGAUCUCACCAAUAUAUUUGAAUCGUUUCUGCCCCAGCUGCUGGCCUAUCCUAACCCUAUAGAUCCUCUAAAUGGUGAUGCUGCAGCCAUGUACCUCCACCGACCAGAAGAGUACAAACAGAAAAUUAAAGAAUACAUUCAGAAAUAUGCAACAGAAGAAGCACUAAAAGAACAGGAAGAAGGCACCGGGGACAGCUCAUCUGAGAGCUCCAUGUCCGACUUCUCGGAAGAUGAGGCUCAGGAUAUGGAAUUGUAGUAGAAGAGGCAACCUGCUUUUCAGAGAGACUCUAAUUUCCUAACCAUGAGAAGCAGACUAUAAUAUUCAUAUUUAAACAAAGCAAUUUUUUUUAUUACUAAACAAGGUUUUUAUGAAUAAUAGCAUUGAUAUAUAUAUAUCACCCUUUAGAUCUUGAUUUUCUUGGUCAUUUCUCGAACCUGAGGUGCAUAGCAUAUUCCCACAUUCCAUUUUGGUAGCAAUAUGCAGCCUGAAUGCAUGCAUUCAAAUUCCAUUUGGCCAAGUCAACUUGUGUGCUACUGAACUGUCAGCUAAAACAGCUGCUCUGAUAGGUAGGGAGUUAGCAAAGGUGUUUGCUUUCUUAACAGUGUUUCCAAAGACACCAUCUUGGAUGCUAGUGUGGAACAGCGUUUUCUCAAAGUAACAAUCUGGGGGAUGAUAUACUAACUGUGUAGAUUAGGCAGUGAAAUAAAAGGUGCUCCUUCAGGUCAACCUUGCCGAUCAUAUUUUCUGUGGAGUUGCAUUAAAAAUCAAAACAAAAACACCCACAAAUGCAUGGAGCUAUUCAGAGCAUUGAAGCUUAAAAUUUUUGACUUGGAUUUUAAGUCCGUUUUUAUAUGUGGACUCCUGCCUGCCCUCUGAACUGUAGGGACUGACAACCACUGGUCUGUUUGCUUUUUGGGACUCUUGAAAGCCUUCAUCUGGAUGUUAUUCACUUUCUUGGUCUGGAUUAUGAGCUGUUCCCUUUUUCGGAGGAAAAAAACAAAAAAACAAUGCUGUCUAAGCAGUGCUUUGAUUUAGCUGGAGCACAUGUGAAGUCAAACUCCUACUUUGUCAUAGUUCUGAAACUGCUACCCUUUAAUGGCUUCAAGUUUGCUUUUUCUCUUGCUUGAAGUAUGGUUAAACAUCUCGCAAACACUCUCCAUCUCCUGAGAGGGGUCUCUGACCGGAUGGAUUAGCCUUGCUGAGAGCUUCAGAUCCACGAGGAUUGGCCCAUUGGCUGUAGUCCAUGAAUCCAUCGGCACUGAUUUUAUUUUCCUUUGUUUUUCCCCGUUCUGCACCAGCUUGGUAGCCAUCUGCUUGUGUGUGUACAACAGGAUUAAAAUUUCUUAAAGUUAACAGAGUAUGAUCUAGAAAAAAUUGAGAUGAAUAAAAAAAAACCUAAAAGCACCAAAUGAGGAA
Rhea pennata is the source of this 1795-nucleotide messenger RNA. It is a transcript of the gene UBE2H, whose product is annotated as ubiquitin conjugating enzyme E2 H. The record is from RefSeq and is a predicted model, not a curated record. Gene Ontology annotation, biological process: ubiquitin-dependent protein catabolic process; protein polyubiquitination. The transcript is spliced from 7 exons. Bases 83 to 634 code for a protein of 183 amino acids. NCBI's taxonomy places the organism in Eukaryota, Metazoa, Chordata, Aves, Rheiformes, Rheidae. Gene Ontology annotation, cellular component: nucleus. Gene Ontology annotation, molecular function: ubiquitin conjugating enzyme activity.